Messenger RNA from Aspergillus costaricaensis CBS 115574, 1187 nucleotides. Its product is annotated as unc-50 family protein. Gene Ontology annotation, cellular component: Golgi membrane. NCBI's taxonomy places the organism in Eukaryota, Fungi, Ascomycota, Eurotiomycetes, Eurotiales, Aspergillaceae. The record is from RefSeq and is a predicted model, not a curated record. The transcript has 5 exons. The coding region runs from base 75 to 938 and encodes 287 amino acids.
AGUGGGUACAUGACAUCCGUGCCUUUCCCUCCCAUGUCCCAAGACCUGGGGUUUCCCUUAACCACUCAUUGAAGAUGAAUCCUCACAUCUCCGUCCCCCGCCAACAUGCCAGCCCGGCCAGCUUCGGCGGCACCACCCCAGCAAGCCGCGGGUCUAGUAUCCGCAUGCCGCGAUUCUUCAAGAGGCUGUUCAAGUUCCCGCAAAUGGACUUCGAGAUGGCUAUCUGGGAGAUGACAUCUUUGUUGAUUGCGCCGAAGAAGGUCUUCAAAUCAAUCUAUUACCAUAAACAAACGAAAAACACCUGGCACCGUCCGGACCCUUCAUUUACCUACCUCCUAUCCUUCUUCCUUCUACUUACCGCCCUCGCGUGGGGACUCGCCUAUGCGCCCUCCUUCGGCUCCAUUGUCCGGCUCUCGUUAAUCUUCAUCUUUGUCCACUUCAUCGGCUCGUCCUUGCUGGUCUCGACAGUCGGGUACUUCGCGAUCCCGCGGUUGUUCGGGCCCGAUGGCGCAGCCGCAUCGCUGACGGGAUUCCGCGGCGGGCGUGGACGGAGACGCGGCGCAGCGCAAGGCCUAUUCACGCAGCCGGGAGAGAAGGACCAGCUUGAAUUCGGAUACUGCUUUGAUGUAUCGAAUCGAGCAUUCUUUCCUCUGUAUCUGCAUCUCUACGUGGUCCAGUUCCUGGUCCUCCCGCUGCUCCAGCGCAGCCCCAGCAACGCCCUGGCCACCUUCCUUGGAAACACACUUUACCUGUCGGCUGUAACCUACUACACCUACAUCACGUUCCUCGGAUACAAUGCGCUUCCGUUUCUGCACAACACGGAGCUUCUGCUGCUCCCCAUCCUGGCAUUUGCGGUGCUGUGGCUGGUGAGCUUGAUUUGCGGAUGGGGGAUAGUGGCGCAAGGCCACGGGGUGGAAGGACUGUUCUGGGGUGCAUGAUUGUUCCCCGCACAUGACAUGUUAUACACACCUGUUCUACCCAUUCUUGUGCAAGUAAUUUGUCAUUUCCGUUUCGGCGCCGGUGUAUAUGGUGAUCUUUGGUCUAUUUUUAUGUCUGUUCUGUCCGUUCAGGGAAUGGGUUCGGGAGCAUAAUGAUUGCAUAGGUUCGUUUCUGGUGGUCUCCUUUCAUACUCUGCUCCACAUGAGAGCAGGCAAAAGACAUAUGGUUCAUACUGUACAGCAUAGCUG